AUGCUGGCUUCUACCCUGUUCAAGAUAGUCGCCGUCACGGCUUGCAGCGCUCCGGUGCUGGGCCGUGACCUUCGACUGGCCGGCGGCGCCAAGAACAUCGCCCGCUCCGUUUCCGACGACAACAGCCAUGCCGUCAAGGCCAGGGAUGUCUUCCACCGUCACGACGAUGGAAGGCUACCCUACAUCUGCGGCAUCCCAAUCCUCGGCCAGUACACCUCUGUGUGCAGAGCUCCCAAAUAUGCGCCUGUCAAGGGUACCCCUGGCGGCAAUGGCGCUAAUGGCGACGUUAAUAUAAUGAUUGGGUCGGGCAACACUUACACCGGCAACACUGUCGGAGCCACUCCUGCCGCUGGUGCCAACCCCGCCGCGGCUGGCGGUCUUGACAAUGCCAUCGGCGGCGCUUUGGGAGGCGCUCUGGGUGGUGGUGGUGCUGCAGGUGCUGCGCCUGCAGGAGGUGCUGCCGCCGCUGAUCCUUCUGCGCUCGGCGCUGCCAGUGGCCUCGGAGCCCCAGACGACGGUGCCGCCGGCGCCGACCCUGCUGCUGCUGGUGCUGGUGCUGGUGCGGGCGCUCCUCUCUCAGGUGCUCCUGGCUCUGCCGGCGCCCAAAGCCACCUUGGCGCCACUGCCGGUGCCCCUGGUGCCGCCUCUGGUGCCGCUGGUGCCGCCGGUGCCUAUGCUCCUGGUGCGGACGCCAUGGGGGCCGACCCCUCCAUGGCUGACUCUGCGGACGGUCCCGAUGCCGACCCUGCCGCGGGUGGCCCUUCUGCAGGUGCUCCAGGCUCCGCCGGCUCCAAAGCCGCCCUUUCUGCCGGCGCCGCUGCCGGUGGCCCCGCUGCCGGUGGCGCGGGAGCUGAUCCCUCCUCGGCUGAUCCUGCCAUGGCUGACGAUGCCGAAGCUAUGGGCGGCGCCGACCAAGGUGGCGCUGAACCUCCCUCGGGUGCUCCGGGUACCGCUGGCCCAAAAGGUCAUGAUACUGUGGGUGUCUCCAGGAGUCAAUCUUCUGCACGUGGCGCUGGCACUGACUCAUCCUCGCUUACCAAACGCACUUCAAAGGCUCAAACUCCCUCUACCACACAAGACACCAAGAUUCCCACGCACUGCCAUUUCUGGGUGACGGGCUGGAGCGGCCGUUGCCGGCGCCUGAAGAAGGAGAAAAAGGAUGCCACGAAGUUCGUAGAGGCCGCGGAGAAGCUGCAAAAGUCCAAGGACAAGACCGCCCAGCACGGCGACCAUGACAAGCGUAGCACUGGCACGCCCUUCCAUUGCCGUAUUCCUGGCAUCAAGAGCCUGAGCCCCACCUGCCUCGCCAUUAAGGAUGCCAAAGAAAGGGCUGUCGCCAGUGUCAUCGGUACCAAGACUCCCGUGAACCAGUUCAGCGCUGGUGGUAGCAACGCUGCCUAUGGUGCCAGCGGUGGCUAUGGUGCCAGCGGUGGCUAUGGUGCCAGCGGUGGCUAUGGUGCCAGCGGUGGCUAUGGUGCCAGCGGUGGUUAUGGUGCCAGCGGUGGUUAUGGUGCCAGCGGCGGCUAUGGUGCUAGCGGCGGCUAUGGUGACAGCACCGGCUAUGGUGCCAGCGGCGGCUAUGGUGCCGGCGCCGGCCAAAUGUACAAGCGUGCUAGCACGGCGGUCCCGCCCAGCUCUCAAGACCUCAACGAAAUGGGUCAACAGAAGCUGGAAUUGCAUUGCAGACUCGGCAACAUCAGCUGGCUCUUCCCUUCAUGCAGGAAGCUUGCCAAGGCCAACCAGGCGGCCAUCGAAAAAUCCAAGGCGGCUAAAGGUGGCUCAUACCCCAUGGGCGGCGAGGGUUCUGCGGCUGGCGCUGGCUAUGGCGGCGGUUACGGCGGCAGUUCUGAUAUGGCCAUGAGCGGCGGAGGUGAGGGUGGCGGUAUGGGUGGUGGUAUGGGUGGUGGUAUGGGAGGUGGCGCGGAUAUGGCCAUGGGCGGCGGUGGUAUGGGUGGCGAGGGUGCUCCCAUGGGGUCCGGCGGCGGCGGCUACUGA
Pyricularia oryzae 70-15 is the source of this 1995-nucleotide messenger RNA. RefSeq lists its product as uncharacterized. The record is from RefSeq and is a predicted model, not a curated record. The transcript has a single exon. Lineage: Eukaryota; Fungi; Ascomycota; Sordariomycetes; Magnaporthales; Pyriculariaceae. Bases 1 to 1995 code for a protein of 664 amino acids.